GAGUAAUAAACAUAAAAAAAUUGAGAAUAGAAAAUGAAAGUGAAGAAAAGAGUUGAAGGAGGCGAAGCAGAUGAGACGAGAUGAGAUAUUGGAAGUGAAGAGUGAUUCUCGAUUGGAGUAGUCUCGAAAGAAAGUGGAAAUGAUGAGAAGAACACUAUUCUCCCUCUUUCGCAGUUCCUCUUCUUCUUCUUCUUCUUCUUCGCCGUUCUCAACAACCUCUAAAGUGAACAUCUUCGAUCGGCAACUGAAACGCAAUCAGCGUGACCGUGCCGCAUGGUUAAUGCCCCAAAACGAUCCUUUACUUCACACCGUUGCUGAUAAUCUAUUAGAUCGCUUACAGGAUGUUAAGAAGACUUUUCCCUCUGCUUUAUGUUUGGGAGGCUCAUUACAAGCCAUCACUCGCUCUCUUCGCACCCGAGAUGCCAUACAAAAGCUUAUUGUCAUGGAUGCAUCUUAUGACAUGGUACAGCGUUGUCAAAAUGAUUACCAUGCAUCCAACAACCCCGAUAACACCGAGACAAUGUUUGUAGUUGGUGACGAAGAAUUCUUGCCUAUCAAAGAAAACUCUGUGGAUUUGGUUAUUAGUUGCUUGGGGCUACACUGGACAAAUGAUCUGCCAGGAGCAAUGAUACAAUCUAUGUUGGCAUUGAAGCCUGAUGGCCUAUUUUUAGCAGCUAUCCUCGGAGGAGAAACCUUAAAGGAACUAAGAAUAGCUUGUACUGUAGCACAAAUGGAGCGUGAGGGAGGGAUCAGUCCUCGAAUUUCACCUUUAGCACAGGUUCGAGAUGCUGGGAAUCUUUUGACUAGGGCAGGAUUCAACCUUCCAGGUGUGGAUGUUGACGAGUAUACAGUUAAAUAUGAAAGUGCCCUUGAGCUUAUAGAACAUCUUCGUGCAAUGGGUGAAACAAAUGCACUUUCCCAAAUGAACACGAUGCUGAAGAGGGACACAGCCUUAGCAACAGCAGCUAUUUAUGAUUCAAUGUUUGCUUCAGAAGAUGGCACUGUACCUGCAACCUUCCAGGUUAUAUACAUGACGGGGUGGAAGGAACAUUCUUCUCAACAGAAACCAAAACGAAGAGGAUCUGCUACUGUUUCUUUCAAGGAUAUUCAGACUCAGUUUGGCAACCAGAGUUAACUUUUUUUUUCCUUUCAUUUUAUUCUCACCUGUGGCAUUUAAGUUUUAAUUUAUGUAUCAAGGCCAUUAACAUUAAAAGCAUAUGACUUUCACUUUGAGCCAUUCAACACUAGGUUUCUGAGGUUCGAAAUCAUAAUGUACUACUAAUGAUAAACGAUACGAUCAUUAUUGACGGGUUGGGAGGAACAUUUGUCUCAAUAAAAAGCGAAACGAAGAGGACCAGCUACUGUUUCAUUCAAGGAUAUUCAAAUGCAAUUUGGAAACCAAA
Molecule: messenger RNA, 1403 nt
Organism: Trifolium pratense (red clover)
Lineage: Eukaryota; Viridiplantae; Streptophyta; Magnoliopsida; Fabales; Fabaceae
Product: putative methyltransferase At1g22800, mitochondrial
Exons: 10
Coding region: 140-1135 (331 amino acids)
Biological process (GO): mitochondrial respiratory chain complex I assembly
Cellular component (GO): mitochondrion
Molecular function (GO): S-adenosylmethionine-dependent methyltransferase activity
Source: RefSeq, a predicted model, not a curated record